Molecule: messenger RNA, 1629 nt
Organism: Zootermopsis nevadensis
Lineage: Eukaryota; Metazoa; Arthropoda; Insecta; Blattodea; Termopsidae
Gene: TRAM
Product: translocating chain-associated membrane protein 1
Biological process (GO): SRP-dependent cotranslational protein targeting to membrane, translocation; protein insertion into ER membrane
Cellular component (GO): endoplasmic reticulum membrane
Source: RefSeq, a predicted model, not a curated record
UUGGAUGCCUUCUUCUUCCGGUAUUGACAGCUGACGUUUGUUGUUAUUGGUGUCCAUAAGGGUUUGGUGUUAUUGGAUAUACAGCAGAAUUAUCCUUUUCUAGUGUUUCUGGUGGUUUGUAAACAAACAUGGCAUUAAAGGGUAGAAAAUCUUCCAGCAAAAAUCCUCCAAUAUUAAGUCACGAAUUUGUUAUUCAGAAUCAUGCAGAUAUUGUGUCAUGUAUUGCUAUGGUGUUUGUAAUUGGGCUUAUGGUCCAGGUAACAUCACCUUUUGCAUACAUGUUCAUUGGUGUUCAUCACAAUGUAACUAGAGAGCAAGAUGGUGUAAUAAGUGAAGCACCUGAGGUGAUACGUUACACCUAUGGCUGGAAAGAUGUUUGUGCUGUAUUCUUUUAUUUUCUCAUCUGCAUUGUGAUGCAUGCCAUCAUUCAAGAAUAUAUCCUCGAUAAAAUCAGUCGUAAGCUGCAUCUGUCUAAAGUGAAACACAGCAAGUUUAAUGAAUCUGGCCAACUUCUCAUCUUUUAUGUAAUGUCAGUUCUCUGGGGUGGAGAUGUGAUAUUCAGGGAGAACUAUGUCUUGAAUAUCUCAUCUUUAUGGGAAGGCUAUCCUCACAAUGAAAUGGUUUUCAUGUUUAAGUUCUUUUUCAUUGUCCAACUGUCAUAUUGGCUACAUUGCUAUCCAGAACUGUACUUGCAGAAGACAAAACGUGAAGAGAUGCCAGCACGCAUAACAUAUGCCACUCUUGGACUAAUAUAUAUCCUUGGUGCUUAUCUGCUCAAUUUCUCCCGUGUUGGUAUUUGCCUUGUGGUUCUGCAUUAUACAUCAGAAGCUCUGUUCCAUGCCGCAAGACUUAUCUAUUUCCUUGACAAGGCUGAAAAUGGCAGUAAAGCUGGAUACCUGGUAGCAAAUGCAGUUUUUGUGUUGGUUCGUCUGGGUUCUAUCAUUCUGUCUGUCCUUACAUUCUGGUAUGGUUUGUCUCUGAGCGACAACCAGGGUCUGGACGUUGAACGUGGGAACUUCAACACUCAGAUCAUCAGAAUAGCAGCGCUUGCAGCUGUUUGCAUACUUCAGGCCUGGCUCAUGUGGAAUUUCAUUACAUUCCACCUGAAGAGAAUGAGGGAGCUGGAACCAGCCCAGCCAGUUGCUCGCAAACCAAAGCAAGAGAAGAAGUCUGCCUCGAAGAGGAAGAAGGAGGAAAACAAACGCAAUGUAGAAGAUGAUGAAUUGCCAGAAGUGGAUCAGAACACAAAUAAGUCACUGCGAUCUCGGGCUACUGCAGCGAAGUCAAAAUGAAAUGCAUGUAAGAGUCAUCCACAUUCUCCAAGAGAAAGCAGAGAUAAAUAAAGGAGUGACAGACAUCAUCAUGCCAUUUUUGUGCUUAACACCUUUCCCUUUUCCUGUUUUUUUUGUCAAAUUUUGUUAUGUCAGGGUUAUGUAUGUAGGUGUCAUUCUGUAUUUUUAUUUUCAUCACAUAAUAUGUAUGUACUUCUUCCACCUUUCUGCCUUCUGAUCAUAAUGUGUGUCAUUAAACUGAAACAUUAUUAUGCCAUCCGUUGUCAGUAGACUAGACCCUUGUAGAAGUGUAAGCUUAUGAAACUUCUCAGAAUGAAAUAAAAGCAUAGGACCUGGC